Nerophis ophidion (straightnose pipefish) is the source of this 635-nucleotide messenger RNA. Its product is annotated as ly6/PLAUR domain-containing protein 6-like. Gene Ontology annotation, molecular function: acetylcholine receptor inhibitor activity. Gene Ontology annotation, biological process: positive regulation of canonical Wnt signaling pathway. The record is from RefSeq and is a predicted model, not a curated record. Bases 114 to 635 code for a protein of 173 amino acids. Lineage: Eukaryota; Metazoa; Chordata; Actinopteri; Syngnathiformes; Syngnathidae. The transcript is spliced from 5 exons.
CACUCUCAGCACUUUGGUUCCUGUCUGCGAGCAGUUCAGUGGUCUCUCUUGGCUUCUUCCCCCGUGUUCCCUUGGCAACAUUUCAAAGUGCAUGCAGAUAUUUGGGGUCAGUGAUGGAGUUCUGGCCGACCCUGGCCCAGAUCCUGCUGAUGAGCAACCUCGCGGACCGGCUGCAAAUGGUGCAGAUGCGGGAUUUCAGCAUGAAGGACAUCAUUCACCUGCACCCUUCAACAACACCUCAUCCUGGAGGAUUCAAGUGCUUCACAUGUCAAGAUGCUGCAGAUAACUACGAGUGUAACCGCUGGGCACCGGACGUGUAUUGUCCACAAGACAGCAGGUACUGUUACACCACCCACGUGAUGGAUCGCCAUGGCAACAGCAUCUCCGUGACCAAGCGGUGUGUCCCCCCGGAGGCGUGUCUGUUGACGGGCUGUGCUGACGACCACGACGUUGGCCGCCAGGUGUGCUCGUCCUGCUGCCGGGGGAACAUUUGCAACGUGGCGCUCCCCAGAAACCACAGUGCCGCCCUUUUCUCCUCCACGUCCCCUCUGGGCAGCGCGGCGGCCGCGCGACGUCACGCACGGACAUGGAGUGACGUCAUCAUCAUUGGCGUCCUCGCGCUAGGAUGUCGAUGA